AACCUCCACCGAAUCAUAAGAAGAAGACGGUUGGAGCAAGCGUGAAGAGUGAACGAAGAGACGAAAGUUCUUAAGGACAGUUCACGCAAAAGUCGUUAUGAGCUGUGAGGAAGAAGAAAUCAGCUUCGAUCCCAAAGAGCACCAACACCUGCGUUACAACCCACUGAAAGACAGCUGGGUUCUGGUGUCGGCCCACCGUAUGAAGAGACCCUGGGCUGGUCAGGUAGAAAAACCCCCCGAUGAGCAUGUUCCGAGAUUUGACCCCCGAAAUCCGCUGUGUCCUGGGAACACGCGUGCAAAUGGACAGGUCAAUCCAAAUUAUGAGAACACCUUUGUCUUUGAUAAUGACUUUCCUGCCCUCCAACCAGAUGCUCCAGACCCCGGCCGCAACGAGGAUCUGCUGUUCCAGUCUAAAGCGGCCCGCGGUGUCUGUAAGGUGAUGUGCUUCCAUCCCUGGUCUGAUGUCACCCUGCCAUUAAUGAAAAAGGAAGAGGUUGUCAUGGUGAUUGACAAGUGGGCGGAGCUCAUCGAAGAACUUGGUGCCACGUACCCUUGGGUGCAGAUCUUUGAGAAUAAAGGAGCAAUGAUGGGUUGUUCAAAUCCUCAUCCUCAUUGUCAGGUGUGGGCCAGCAGUUUUGUGCCUAACGAGCCAGCUCUGUCAGACCGCUGCCAGCGGACGUACUAUGAGAAACACGGAGAGCCACUACUGCUGCGCUAUGCCAAGCAAGAAGCUGAGAAAAAGGAGCGUGUGGUGGUGGAGAGCCGUGAUUGGCUGGCUGUGGUUCCAUAUUGGGCCACAUGGCCGUACCAGACUCUUCUUUUACCACGACGACAUGUCCUCAGAAUCAAUGACCUGACCAGAGAGGAGAGAGAGGAGCUGGCUGACAUAAUGAAGCAACUGCUGACCAAGUACGACAAUCUGUUUGAGGUCUCUUUUCCCUAUUCCAUGGGCUGGCACGGGGCCCCCACCGGCCACCAUUUAAAAGAAGACUCCUCCCACUGGCAGCUGCAUGCUCACUACUAUCCUCCUCUGCUGCGAUCCGCCACCGUGAAGAAGUUCAUGGUCGGCUACGAGAUGCUGGCGCAGGAACAGCGAGACCUCACGCCUGAACAGGCUGCUGAGAAGUUGAGGAAGCUGCCAGAUGUUCACUAUCACACCAGAUAGAUGCAGCAGAGAAGAUGAACACCAUGAAGACAGAGGUCAUGAUGAAUGAAUUAAACAUAUGUAUGAAGUGUUACUUGAACCAUGACCUCAAACUGGGAACAAUGUUGUGUGCUGUGCCUAGUUUUUUUUUUCCUCUGAUUAUGCAAAUAAAAAUUACAUAAUGCAU
Messenger RNA from Thalassophryne amazonica, 1331 nucleotides. It is a transcript of the gene galt, whose product is annotated as galactose-1-phosphate uridylyltransferase. Gene Ontology annotation, biological process: beta-D-galactose catabolic process via UDP-galactose, Leloir pathway. Lineage: Eukaryota; Metazoa; Chordata; Actinopteri; Batrachoidiformes; Batrachoididae. Gene Ontology annotation, cellular component: cytoplasm. Gene Ontology annotation, molecular function: zinc ion binding; UDP-glucose:hexose-1-phosphate uridylyltransferase activity. Bases 98 to 1165 code for a protein of 355 amino acids. The record is from RefSeq and is a predicted model, not a curated record. The transcript has 11 exons.